CCCAUCUUACAUUAUAUAUAUACACAUUUAUGUACUUAGCUUACAGCUUCUUCAUAUUGAAACACAUAUCGGAAAGUUGAUCAAAGAUGGGAGUGGAAGGCACCAUUGAAUACAUCUCCGAUUUGCUUAGCAGCGUCAAGAAGAAGAAAAAGAAGAAGCAAAUCCAAACUGUGGCUCUCAAAAUAAGGAUGGAUUGUGAAGGUUGUGCCCGUAAGGUCAAGAAGGUCCUCUCCGGCGUAAAGGGGGCGAAGUCCGUGGACGUGGACUUGAAGCAACAGAAGGCAACCGUGACGGGUUACGUGGAGGCGAAGAAAGUGCUUGCGGCGGCACAGUCGACGAAGAAGAAGGUGGAGUUGUGGCCUUAUGUGCCGUACACUCUGGUGGCCAAUCCUUACGUGGCUCAAGCUUAUGACAAGAAAGCACCGCGCAAUCAUGUGAGGAAGGUUCCUGAUACGGCCACCGUGAGUGAGACCACCGUGGACGACCGCUAUAUCAUCAUGUUCAGUGAUGAAAACCCUAAUGCUUGCUCCAUCAUGUAAAAAAAAACCACAAAUAAAACGAUAGCAGUAAUAAAGAGGAUUGUAAAGUUUUAAUUUGUUCCGUUGCAAUAUGAAUGAGAAAUGUUUGUGGUAAGAUGCGAGCAAAUGGGGAACCUUGUGGGCCGUUGUGCCACAAUUAUGUAUUUGAUGUAUAUAGCAUUGUCUAUAUAUUUGACCUUUUACAUGAGAA
This is a messenger RNA of Hibiscus syriacus, 729 nucleotides long. RefSeq names its product heavy metal-associated isoprenylated plant protein 24-like. The record is from RefSeq and is a predicted model, not a curated record. Lineage: Eukaryota; Viridiplantae; Streptophyta; Magnoliopsida; Malvales; Malvaceae. The transcript is spliced from 2 exons. Gene Ontology annotation, molecular function: metal ion binding. Bases 87 to 539 code for a protein of 150 amino acids.